GGGAACACAGCUUGGUUACAUGAUCAUAUACAACACUUCACAUGUACGUGAACAGGAAUAACUCCCUGCUCUCAGCUCUCCGCCGGCUGACGUCAGGCAGCCGUCUCACUUUACAGCAACAAAUGCUCCGCGGCCUCGUCUGCAGGCUCCCUCUUGGCAGCUAAAAAAGGCUGAGACUCGGAAAAUAAAAAUGAUAGCGGAGAUGUUUAUGACUAUUGAGUUUCUCAGAAAGAAAAAGCACGUCCAGCAGACACAGCUGGGUGACUUUGAGGAGGAGCAGAUAUUAGCUAAAGUGAAGUCUCAACAGCUGUCAGAGACCCAAAAUUCAAUGUGGCAAGAAGCCCUGAGGGCCUACAUCUUAAAGAGCAUGUCAUACUUUGGAGAGAAGAUUCUUGGUGCCAUCCCGAUUGCAAUGACCCUGGCUGCUAUCUGCAGCGUUUCCGAGCUUCCUGACAAUAUUUUCGCCAUCAUUUUUGAACUACUGGAGCCUUAUGGAGAGAUAAGUUACUCUGGAAGAUUUGACAAUAUGGACUUGUUAUACGGUCCUGUGGGCUUGGGUGUAGUAGCCGGGCUGGGCUGUGGACUCCUCCUCGGCUGGCACCUCCGGUCUCGAUUUGGCUCCCCAUCUAAAACCCUGAUCACAGUGGUGGCAGACAGCAGCGGGGAAGCCAGUGUGAUGGGAGAAGGGGGCGAGUUCAAGAUGAUCCUCGUGGUCCGAAACGACCUGAAGAUGGGCAAAGGCAAGGUGGCCGCCCAGUGCUCCCAUGCUGCUGUGUCUGCUUACAGGCAGGUUCAACGCAAGAACCCAGAGCUGCUCAAACAGUGGGAGUACUGUGGCCAGCCCAAAGUGGUGGUGAAAGCCCCCGAUGAGGAUGCCCUGAUCGACCUGCUGGGUCAUGCCAAAGAAGUGGGCCUCACCGUCAGCCUCAUCCAGGAUGCGGGAAGGACGCAGAUCGCUCCGGGGUCACGCACGGUGCUGGGAAUCGGCCCAGGCCCGGCCGACCUGAUUGACAGUGUCACUGGAGACUUAAAGCUUUACUAGAGUUUCUGUUUUGUUCCUGUAAGCAUCUGAAUUCCCUUUCUGAUGAAACUAUUUUAAUAUAAACCAGGCUUGGCUGCCAUCUGUCUUAGUUUGGUGCAGAAUUCGGUUUGCUCCUGUAAUAGAAAUAUAUAUUUUUAUUUUCUAAUUACCAAUGGUCAAUGUAAGUGCCACAAAAAGCCAUAAAGCUGCAGAUCUCACUCUGGUGGUCAGAGACAACGCAUCUGAUGAAAACUACCACGAGAGUAGUUGGAUGCUUUGCAUAAAUAAAAAUAAUAAAGGCCAUGUUGAAUGACUUACAGUAGUGGAGCUUGUAUGUACCUUUACAUUAGAGCAAUAUGACCUACAACGUGACUAGUUACAUUUUUGAGUAUUUUUAGUCCUAAAUGUACUUUGUUCCUAUGCAAGUUCUCUCUAGAUUUUUAACUGAAGUGCAUUCACAAGUUGGGUGCACUUACAAUAUGAAAUGUAUUUUUACUUCAUAAAAGAGAAAAAGGUCUGAACCUUUUUUCCUCAAUAUGUAUUCAAUCUGUUAACAUCUGUUCCCAGAUUUCCUGCCGAUGAUGCUCUUUAUUCCUCAGAUUUCUGCUGGAAGUUCUUGUAAUAAAGGUGUCGUCUCCAAGCCCAACUCCUUGUUGCUGCACAUGUUGGAAUUCCUGAACAAGCAGAAAAA
This is a messenger RNA of Menidia menidia (Atlantic silverside), 1712 nucleotides long. The record is from the annotation of a GenBank genome assembly. Lineage: Eukaryota; Metazoa; Chordata; Actinopteri; Atheriniformes; Atherinopsidae.